AUGUCCCUCCCCCGGCGGAUCCCACCGUCACCCGAACCCACAUCCAUCAAAGAGGCUCUCGACAGAUACCUUGCCCUCAAAGAAGAAUACACUCAGAUCCGGAACAUAUGGGUCUCCAUCAACGACGCUCAUCGCCGUCUCUAUGAGGAGUACCAGCUACUCCUCACUUCCAACCCAGGCCUCGAUGUCGCGGAUGAUCCACUGGUCGAUGAGUUCUUUCCCGAGCACAUGUCAGAGUCCGAGUUCCUGCAGGGGAAAUUGGUUAAUAAGCUUAUUGCUUCUUCUGAGCGGGUGAACAGGGCGAACGGCAGGUGUUCGACGGUCCAUGCGCGGCUUGUGGCGGCGAGGAAGGCAUGGGUCCGGUUGGGGGGUACGUUGAGUAAGGAGGAUGCCAGGGAGGUUGCGUUGGAGAAUGCGUGGCUGUGGGUAGAGAGGCCGUAA
Molecule: messenger RNA, 441 nt
Organism: Morchella sextelata
Lineage: Eukaryota; Fungi; Ascomycota; Pezizomycetes; Pezizales; Morchellaceae
Exons: 1
Coding region: 1-441 (146 amino acids)
Source: RefSeq, a predicted model, not a curated record